Molecule: messenger RNA, 1592 nt
Organism: Helicoverpa armigera (cotton bollworm)
Lineage: Eukaryota; Metazoa; Arthropoda; Insecta; Lepidoptera; Noctuidae
Gene: Hand
Exons: 8
Coding region: 162-962 (266 amino acids)
Biological process (GO): regulation of transcription by RNA polymerase II; developmental process
Molecular function (GO): RNA polymerase II transcription regulatory region sequence-specific DNA binding; protein dimerization activity; DNA-binding transcription factor activity, RNA polymerase II-specific
Source: RefSeq, a predicted model, not a curated record
UUUAAUUAAUUUAUUUAAAGUGAUAAUUUAUUAAAAUUUAAUAAAAGUAGUGAAACAAUAAAUAAAGUUUUUUUUUUUUAAUUAAAUAUUAGUGAUGUGUUUACAAAAUAAAUUGUGCAUUAAUUCAGUGAUAAAUUAGUCGAUUUUUACGGUGCGGCUAAAUGUCAAGUUACGGGAGCAUGUCUCCUUCCGACGAAGGUUUUGACAGAUAUGAGCCUCCUUACUACUGCCAGCCGUCGCAUCAAGGUAGUCCAAUGGACGGUGGAGUGUACUGGCCGGCUGCCAACGGCGAGGCUCACGAGUUCGAUGCUCAGGACGUUUACGAUACCACCCAUUACAUAGGAAGAGGUUACGGCUAUGAAGAAAUGCAGAUGGUUGGCAACGAGCCCUACGAUACGUAUCACCAUAAUAUACAACAUAGUUUUCCGCCAAACAACACAGGUCUCGACUGUGACCUGCAAUCCCUCCCCCUCCGCUACGACCGGCCAGCGCCUCCCUCCUUCGUGAGGGUCGCCAAGCGAAGGACCACAGCCAACAAGAAGGAGCGGCGGAGGACACAGAGCAUCAACACUGCAUUCUCAGACUUGAGAGACUGCAUACCUAAUGUUCCUCCUGACACCAAGCUCUCUAAGAUGGUGCGAAAGAGAUCGCAGAGCAUCAAUAACGCGUUCUCGAGUCUGAGACAGCAUAUACCCAAUGUUCUUCCCGACACUAAGAUGACAAAGAUCAAGACCCUGCGGCUGGCCACCUCCUACAUCUCCUACCUGCUGAAGGUGCUGGAGACGGAUGGAGAGCCCGCGGGGGGGUUCCGAGCUGAUCUGCAUCAUACUCCUCCUAGGAGACGGACUGGUGAAGGGAAUCAGCAAUCAUCUUCAGCGGAGAAGAGAGGCAAGGGCCGCACCGGCUGGCCGCAACAUGUGUGGGCACUAGAACUCAAGAGCGAACAGAAUUUACAAACUUAAUACUCAUUCACUAUAGUAUGUACUAUCUGUUCCUGAAUGUUUUAUCUGCUACAACUUGGGUAAAAAGAAGCCUAUACCUAAUCAAUCAUGUAUAAUGUAACACCAAGUUAUAACAGCGAAAAUUUUAAAUGUUCCGUACUUGCUUCUUCCGCGCUAGCGGCUGAACAAUUUUGAUGAAAGUUAGCAGCAAAAUGGAUUAUACCUUUUAUAAUUUUGUACAUAAGUAGAUAUAUAUUACCUAGUGCAAUGAUAUACCUAUAAAAUAAAAAAACCUUCAUGCAUCAAAAAUUACAACUAAUGAACUAAUGAAAAGUUGUAAACAACAGAACAACUUUGGGUCCUCGACCGCGUUUGGUCAAUUUUAUUCAGCCUUUUCAAUUUAUUUAUUGUUGAGAUUUUUAUGCAGGCAGGAUUUUUAACGAUUAUAGUGAUAAUACAAAAAAAAAUACAGUUCAUACUAAGACCCAUUUAUAAUUGUGACAAGUCGUAAUUUUAUUAAAAUUAUUAAAGUAAAUAUGAUAUUAUUGUAUCUCGUAAAUAAGUUAAUUUAAUUAUAAUUAUGAAUGUACUUAAUGCAACGUAUUAUACCAAAGACUUUAGUGCCAAAUAUAUCUCUAUGUAAAUACCGUU